AUGGCCUAUUGGCUCUCUGCCCUCGCUGUAAUCUUCCUCUUGGCCAUCACUAGCAAAUUCCUGGCAUGGAAACGACUGCGGCACAUUCCCGGGCCAUUUUGGUGCGGCUGGUCUGACCUGUGGAUGCUUCGCAGAGCCUUCAAAGGAUCACUAUAUGAGGAGCUUGAUCACUUAUGCCACAACUAUGGACCCCUCGUUCGCAUCGCACCCGGAUACUUGGUCUGUGGUGACCCAAUUGAGAUUCGCAGAAUAUGGGGAGUGCGCUCUCAAUUCGAUCGAGCGCCAUGGUUCAAGGGUUUCCAGCUCGAUCCACCAAAUGAUUGCACUCUAUCCAUCCGUGACAACAAUCUGCACACUCUCCUCCGAUCUAAACUUCUACCAGGCUACUCUGGAAAAGACAUUGAAGGCCUGCACGAGGCGAUCGACCAGCAAACGGCAAAGUUCAUCCGCUUUCUCGAAGAGAAGUAUCUCUCGACAGAAACAGAUUUCCGCCCAGUUGACUUUGCUCGAAAAAUCCAGUUCUUGACCUUGGACCUCAUCUCCACAUUCGCAUUGGGACGGACGUUCGGCUUCAUGGAUAGAGAUGACGACCUCUACGACUAUCUCAAGACGACGGAAGAGUCACUUCCCCUUAUGCAAAUGAUAGCUUUACUGCCCUGGCUCUUGGGCUUGCUACAGUCUCCUCUCUUCAAAGCGAUUCGGCCAACGCACACUGACGCCAUCGGACUGGGCAAGAUCAUGGGUCUUGCCAAAGAAAUCGUGGCCGAGCGAUAUGGCGACUCAAAGGUCGUCAAACGAGAUAUGCUCGGAUCAUUCGUUUCUCACGGUCUGACGCAAAAGGAUGCCGAGUCAGAGUCUCUUGUCCAGAUCGUGGCGGGCUCUGACACGACUGCCACUGUGAUUAGGAUCGGGAUAUUCCAUGCCUCGACAUCGCCACUGGUAUAUCAAAGCCUACAAGAAGAAAUCGAUAGAGGCGUCAAAACCGGUCAGAUAUCGUCCCCCAUUAAAGAGACCGAGGCGCGGGCACUUCCAUACCUGCAGGCGUUCAUCAAGGAGUGCUUCCGAAUCUGGCCACCUAUUACUGGAAUUGUCCCGCGAAUGUCGGACUCAGAUGCUGUGGUCUGCGGCUAUCGGGUUCCUGCCAAUACAAACGUCGGCUGGAGCGCACGCUCAGUAAUGCGAGAUAGGCAUAUUUUUGGGCAGGAUGCAGACGUAUUUUCUCCUGAGCGAUGGCUACGCGCUCAGAGCGAGCAGCUUCGACUCAUGGAGAAUACCGUUGAGCUCAUCUUUGGUCAAGGAAAAUGGGGUUGUCUAGGCAAACCUAUUGCUUUGUUGGAGCUGAACAAGCUUUUGCGACGAUUUGACUUUACUGUGGUCAAUCCAGCCCAUCCUAUGGACACGUUUGACUACGGCGUUAUGACGCAGUCGAACCUCAUAAUGAAGAUCACCAAGCGAAAGAGUCCAAUGUAG
Fonsecaea monophora is the source of this 1470-nucleotide messenger RNA. RefSeq lists its product as hypothetical. NCBI's taxonomy places the organism in Eukaryota, Fungi, Ascomycota, Eurotiomycetes, Chaetothyriales, Herpotrichiellaceae. Gene Ontology annotation, molecular function: heme binding; monooxygenase activity; oxidoreductase activity, acting on paired donors, with incorporation or reduction of molecular oxygen. Bases 1 to 1470 code for a protein of 489 amino acids. The transcript has 4 exons. The record is from RefSeq and is a predicted model, not a curated record.